AUAAUAAUAUAAUUACAUCGAAAUCAAAAUAGUCAUUCACACGUAUACAUAUUAAUCAAUUCAUUUAAUAUUUCAUAACGAAAUUAAAAUAAAAACUGAGAAAGAGUGUAAAAGCCCCUUCCUCGGAGCACGGGGAUAGUGGAUAAGCAGAAAUGCCAAUCCUUAUUCAUCAUACCUCCAUUCGUAGUUUCUCUCUCUAUACUCCUUAUGUACCGUUCACCUCUCCGACACUAUCAUCUCCCCUUUUCGCCAUAUAUAAAGCUUCGACAUCCCAAACGAACUUCUGCAGAAACUUGCGUUUUUCUUGCAAAUUAUCAAGAUUUAGAUGGUCCCGCGUUCCGUUUUGCACCAAAAAUGGAACCUUUGAGGAUUUUAAUGAUACCCUUUUGCCCGAAACGGCUGGUUGUGAAGAGUCUGAGGAGCUUGCGCUAUCACUUAAAAAGCCUUUUCCAAAACAAGUGGACAAUGGAAAGUCCGAGGAAAUAGAGGAAGAUGAAAGGAAGAAAUCUGCCGAAGAUGAUAUUCUUGAACCCUUUUAUAAGUUCUUCCGGAAAUCGGAGGACCAAAUGAACCAAAACCAGGUUUCUGUUGCCGAUGAAACUGAAAAGGUCAAUGUGGAGUAUUAUGAACCAAAAGCAGGCGAUUUCGUGGUGGGCGUGGUGGUCUCGGGCAAUGAGAAUAAGCUUGAUGUCAAUGUUGGGGCAGAUUUACUGGGAACAAUGCUGACAAAAGAAGUGCUUCCCUUGUCUGAUAAAGAGAUAGAUUAUUUGUUGUGCGAUUUUGAAGCUGAUGCAGAGUUUUUAGUGCCCGGGAAGGUUGGAAUUGUGCAAAAUGAUGAGCCAUUAAGUGGAGAGCCAAUGCAAGGAAAGCCGGUUGUGGAGCCUGGGACAGUUCUUUUUGCCGAGGUCCUUGGAAGGACCUUAGGUGGUCGGCCUUUGCUGUCGGCAAGAAAGCUGUUUAGGCGAAUUGCUUGGCAUCGAGUGAGGCAGAUAGAGCAAUUGAAUGAGCCGAUUGAAGUUAUACUAACUGAGUGGAAUACUGCAGGUCUCCUUACAAGAAUAGAGGGGCUAAGGGCUUUUCUUCCAAAAGCUGAACUGAUGAAUAGAGUUAACAAUUACACUGAAAUGAAAGAGAAUGAGGUGAGUUUCAAGUCUCACUGGUUGAUUAACGUGAAGAACAUUUUUCAAAUGAAUCAAAAUUUGGAGGGCAAAACCAAUCGCAUUAGCCAUUGCAUGGCUGAUGUUAAUGUUAUGUCUUGGCUUACUAAGUUUCUCCUAUUCAGCAAGGAUUAUAAUAUUUUAAUCAUGAUGUUGCAGGAGAUGAUGAAUCUUCAACAUGGAACUCUUCUUGAAGGUACUGUCAAGACAGUGUUCCCAUAUGGAGCCCAAAUAAAAAUAGGUGAUACUAAUAGGAGCGGGAUGUUGCAUAUUACAAACAUAACCAAAGGGAAAGUUACUUCUGUCAGGGACUUACUGAAAGUUGAUGAAAAGGUUAAAGUUCUGGUUGUGCCGUCUACAAUCCCUGAUAAAAUUUCUCUAAGUACUGCAGAAUUGGAAAGUGAGCCUGGUCUAUUUUUGUCCAACAAAGAGAAAGUAUUUUCUGAAGCUAAUGAGAUGGCAAAGAAAUAUAGGCAGAAGAUGUUGGUUAUUUAUGCAAAAAGAAAUUUAGAGGCACUUCCCACGAAUGGCUUGCCUUUCGGAGAUGAGGAAAGUUUGUACGCCAACUGGAGAUGGUUUAAGUUCGAAAGAGACGGUGAAAUAAAUCCAUGACAUUUUGAAAAUAGAUGAUUUUAGAGCCAAAUAUGUUCCUCCUCAUCCAAACGAAACUGCGAAAGACAUCUUUUCUGAUAAAACCUUCACUUUAGUUUGAACUAUGGGUCAAUAUGAGUAUCACAUAAUAGUAGUAUUAAAAUUUUAUGCAUACCGUUGGACAUGAUUAGGGGAUAAAAUAAUGAUAUUUUGAAACAAAAAUUUGGAUAUCUUACAAUAUUUUAGAAUAUGACAUGAAUUAAUAUAACUUAUUGUUAAUUCCCUCUAGAAAUAGUUUCAAAAAAAUUGAGCUAAAUGGUAGGUUAUAGGACUUCAUAAUCCUAUUUGGCAUACUUAAAAUCUUCU
This is a messenger RNA of Striga asiatica, 2114 nucleotides long. NCBI's taxonomy places the organism in Eukaryota, Viridiplantae, Streptophyta, Magnoliopsida, Lamiales, Orobanchaceae. The record is from the annotation of a GenBank genome assembly.